Messenger RNA from Gymnodraco acuticeps, 1391 nucleotides. RefSeq lists its product as uncharacterized. The transcript has a single exon. Bases 84 to 971 code for a protein of 295 amino acids. Gene Ontology annotation, biological process: cell adhesion; bicellular tight junction assembly. NCBI's taxonomy places the organism in Eukaryota, Metazoa, Chordata, Actinopteri, Perciformes, Bathydraconidae. Gene Ontology annotation, cellular component: bicellular tight junction; plasma membrane. The record is from RefSeq and is a predicted model, not a curated record. Gene Ontology annotation, molecular function: structural molecule activity.
CUUGACUUGCUUUUCUCCUCAGAUUUCUUUCCAGAGCCGGCAGAGAACAGCCAAAGGUCUAUCCUUGGCUCUCUGUGGUAGCAAUGGCCGCUUACACUGCUUACAGUGGUUACAGCAAGCCGCCUCAAUCUUACGCAGGCUCUUACUACGAUGAGAAGCAGGCCAAGACAUAUGCCGAUUAUCAAGAUUCUGUAGAAGAGGAAAAAAGGAGAGUUGAGAAGAAGGACCGUAAGGAUGCCAUCUGUUGUGAGGUAGUGGCCCUCAUCAUCGGCUUCAUUGGACUCAUUGGAGUGGCAGCUGUGACGGGCCUGCCGAUGUGGAAGGUGACAGCGUUCAUAGAAGAGAACAUCAUUGUCAUGGAGACUCGGUGGGAAGGUUUGUGGAUGAACUGCUACAGACAAGCCAAUAUCAGAAUGCAGUGCAAGGUGUACGAUUCUCUACUGUUUCUGCCCCCGGACCUCCAGGCUGCCAGGGGUCUGAUGUGCAGCUCUGUGGCCCUGUCCUGCUUCGCCCUCGUCGUUUCAGCAGUUGGAAUGAAAUGUACCAAAAUUGUGGACCAUCGGGCUCGCACCAAGCAUAUUGUUCUUGUGGCUGGGGGCUGUCUGUUCCUUCUGGCCUGCCUCACUAGCAUAAUCCCUGUGUCCUGGACCGCCCAUGUCAUCAUCAGGGAUUUCUACAACCCUCUGCUGAUCGAUGCCCAGCGCAGGGAGCUCGGUGAGGCUCUUUACAUCGGCUGGGUGACUUCAGCUUUGCUUUUCACUGCGGGAGUGAUCCUGCUGUGCCGUCACGCUCCCCGCACCCAGGAAUCAGAUGAGAGGAUUGUAUACAACAAUGGAAAUAUCUACCAGCCUGGAUACCCUUAUCAGCCUGCUUACUCCUACCAGCCAGCUUACACCUACCAGCCUGGCUACCAGCCUGCCUACUCAGUACCCCCACCUGGGUCUGUGGCAUACACACCAAGUCAGUACUAGUAAGGAAAUUCAAGACCUUUUUGGACUAUUUUGUUUUUAAAGACUUGGCACAUUUUAAUGAGUUUUAUCGGACUAAUGGGACCAAAGCCCGUCACUGGAAAUGGACAAAUCUUUUAUUACUUCCACGUUUAUUACUUGUGUUUUGAUCAUCAUGCAUUGUGCUGAAUUACUGUAUGUAUUGUUUCUUGACAUAUGUGUAGUUAACACUAAAUGAUAUCAGUCAUUCAAAAGUAUUUCAUCUGUAACAGCGUAAUACAAAAGUGACUGAUAUCACUGUCCUAACUGCCUCUGACAUGCUCUUUGAGAACAAAUGAUGCACUAGGCCUUCAGAUAAUAUACAUCCAUAUGAUUGUGUUUACUGCUGAGUUUUUGUUGUGAAUUAACCUUUUUUUUUAUUUUUUAUUAAAUGAUGACAUAAAA